This is a messenger RNA of Trachemys scripta elegans, 2089 nucleotides long. RefSeq names its product abhydrolase domain containing 12B (gene ABHD12B). Gene Ontology annotation, biological process: phosphatidylserine catabolic process; monoacylglycerol catabolic process. Bases 1 to 1089 code for a protein of 362 amino acids. Gene Ontology annotation, molecular function: phosphatidylcholine lysophospholipase A1 activity; monoacylglycerol lipase activity. Gene Ontology annotation, cellular component: endoplasmic reticulum membrane. The record is from RefSeq and is a predicted model, not a curated record. Lineage: Eukaryota; Metazoa; Chordata; Testudines; Emydidae. The transcript has 13 exons.
AUGAAGCGGCGCAGCGAGCGAGGGGUCGUGCCGCCGCCCGGGCCCCAGGGGGAGGGUCCCGCGGCCCGGGCUGGAGACCCCCCUGCGGGCUCCCCGCGGCCCAGGCGGAGGAGAGCAUCCUGGUUAUUCAGAACCCUAAUCCUGCAUCUCUUCGUUAUUUAUGUUUCCGUACCGUUCCUUAUACGUCUCUUUCCUGCGCUGUUGGCCAAGUUUGUCUUUCUCAAUAUUGUGGCAUUUCCCUUUGUGGACUUUGGGAAACCUGAAUUGCUGCUGAACCAUACUGUAAACUUCUAUCUCACAACCGAACCGGAGGUCACCAUCGGCGUCUGGCAUGUUUUGCCUGGCAGCAGGGGGAUAGAAGCUCAAGGGAAGGAUCACAGCUGGUAUGAAGAAACUCUUGCAGACGAUAAUCCGGUUAUAAUUUAUCUCCAUGGCAAUGGAGGUAACAGGGCUUCAGGGCACCGAGUUUCCUUGAUGAAGGUGAUGAGUGCUGCAGGCUUCCAUAUACUGGCUCUUGACUACAGAGGGUAUGGGGACUCGAGUGGCUAUCCAAGUGAGAUGGGAUUUACUACGGAUGUCAUGUGCCUCUAUGACUGGGUAAAAGCCCGGAGUGGAAAUAGCACAGUGCUCUUCUGGGGACACUCCUUGGGCAGUGGAGUAGCAACAAAUGUUGCAAGAAAACUGCUUGAAGAAAAAGGCAUCCAGGUGGACUUGAUCGUUCUGGAAUCGUCCUACACCAACAUUCGGGAGGCAGCAGCUCAUAUCCCCAUUACCAGAAUCUACCGUCAGUUCCCAGGAUUUGAGUACUUCAUCCUCGACUCAAUGGCGUUGGGUGACAUGUUUUUCCGUAGUGAUGAGAAUGUUAAAGUGCUGUCCAGUCCCCUUUUGAUUUUGCAUUCAGAAGAUGACCCUAUCUUGCCCAUCCACCUGGGUAGAAAGCUCUUUGAGAUUGCUCUCCACUCCUAUGAGAACAAAGACAAGGUCAAGUUUGUUGCCUUUCCAGAGAAGCUGGGUUUAGCCCAUGAAAACAUCUGUUCAGAUCCAGAACUGCCAGACAUUGUGAAAGACUUCCUGAAGAACAUCAAGUGAUACCAGCUACUGCAGUGUGCAUUAAUCACCCUGGGCACACUUACAGCUGAAGCCACAUCAUGGCAGAGACUUUCAACAAAACUACAAUAGAAAGUUUAAUUUGAUUUUAAUCAGCAAAUGGACUAGAAUACAUUUGUGUAGACAGACCUAGCUACUGCCAACAUAGCUUUACACCCUCCCCCCUCCCCCCUGUGCCCCCCCCCCCCCCCCAAGCUGUACCCAGGUAGGGUAAAUAGUUUGCUUUAAGCUUUGUUUUCCUUCUGAAGUGCUCUUACAUUGAGUGCAGCUCUUAAUUUUGAGCUGUUUUUGAAGCGAUAAAUAAACCUCUCCAGGGCUAUUUACAAACAUCACAGCUGUGAAACUAGUAACUUAACUACACAAUUAGGAGUCAGCACUUGAAGCCCUAUUAGCCUAGAAUUGGACUUUAACACCUUAGUAGGAACAAAGUGCUUAAUAUCUGGAGUAUGACUAUCGGGUAGUGAUUUGACCUGUGUUCAUAGGAAGAUGUUACUAAGUUAUGGUGGCCAUGCCAACAGCUAACUACAUCACGAACCAUGAAAUCUUUUAGAAUCUGAAGAAGAGGGCUGGAAAGGAUCUUGAAUGUUGUAUUAAGGUGGGGAGGUAAUUAUCCAGCUCUCCGCACUCAUGAGGCCUCAGCAGGAGUAUUAAGUCCAGUUCUUUAGGAAAUUAGAACCCGCAGGAGAACAAAAAGUGAUCACAGGUUAGAAUUAUGCAUGUUCAGUCUUGAGAAAAGAUGACUGAGUCAGGACUUGACUGUCUUCAACUGUUAAAGGCUGGGUCAAAAGGACAGUGCAGUUAGACGACUUCAUAAUGGGCUUACUUUGCAGCAAGGGAGGUUUAGGUCAGUUUUUCUUAAUACUGAAACUAAGUCACCCUUGCUCCUGAGGAAGCCUAUUAUUACUUGUUCAUGGCCACUGCAUAUAGAACACUUGACUGCUGGCUGACCAGCCCUUAGUAUUUACAGACUUGUUAGGUCUGU